AUGCACAGGUACAUGGGUACUUUGGGCUCCCAGGUCAUGUGCAACAACAUUCCCGGCCUGGUGAGCAAACAACGCCAAAUAUGCCGCCAGCAACCCAAGGUGAUGCAAGCCAUCGGGCUGGGAAUGAAGGACUGGAUCACCGAGUGCCAGCAUCAGUUCCGAAAUCACCGCUGGAACUGCAACACAACAGCCAGGGGAAAAAACCUAUUCGGACGCCUGUUGCUACGCAGCACCCGAGAAGUAGCCUUUGUCUAUGCCAUCUCUUCGGCUGGAGUUGUGUAUACAUUGGCCCGAGCCUGCAGUCAAGGAGAGCUGGUUUCCUGCUCCUGCGAUCCUACCAAGAAGGGCUCGUCAUGGGACCCUAAGGGUUCUUUUAACUGGGGAGGUUGCAGUGACCAUGUGAAACAUGCCAUGCGCUUCAGCCAAAACUUUGUGGACGCCAAAGAGAGGAAGGAGAAGGACGCCAGAGCACUCAUGAACCUUCACAACAAUAGAGCUGGCAGGAGGGCAGUGAAGCGUUUCAUGACUCUGGAGUGUAAAUGUCAUGGUGUCAGUGGCUCCUGCAGUCUCAGAACCUGCUGGCUGGCUAUGGCUGACUUCCGUCACACCGGCAACCACCUGUGGAAGAGGUACAAUGCUGCUGUGCAGGUAGCAGUUAACCAGUAUGGUACUGGUUUCACAGCUGCACAUUCACACUUCAAACCUCCCACCCACAAUGACCUAGUCUACCUUGAGGAUUCUCCAGACUACUGCAUACGGGAUCAGGAGUCAGGGACGAUGGGAACCAGAGGGCGGCUCUGCCAGCGGAUGUCUCGGGGUGCAGACAGCUGUGAGGCGAUGUGCUGCGGCCGAGGUUAUGACACGUCACGCGUCAUUCGCACCACCAAGUGCGAGUGCAAGUUUCACUGGUGCUGUGCUGUCCACUGCCGUGACUGUCACCAGCAGGUUGAUGUGCACACCUGUAAGGGCAAGAUAUGA
This is a messenger RNA of Menidia menidia (Atlantic silverside), 978 nucleotides long. Lineage: Eukaryota; Metazoa; Chordata; Actinopteri; Atheriniformes; Atherinopsidae. The record is from the annotation of a GenBank genome assembly.